AUGUUAGGACAAACUCUUAUCAUUGCUUUGGCGGCAAUAACAACUUUCGUUGAUGCCCAUCCUCACCAAAUACGGAAGGUAUCGCCAGCUCACAAUGUUGAGAAGAGAGCUACUACAGCACCGACAAUCUCAGGAUGGACCUACCAGGGUUGUGUAACUGACGGUGGAGCUAGAGCUUUAACUGCGGCAAGUCAAAUCAACGGUGCGAUGACCGCUCAGUUGUGUACCACUUGGUGCGCAAGUAAGGGAUACACGUAUGCUGGAUUGGAAGCUAAGAAUCAAUGUUACUGUGACACCCAGUUGAGAAAUGGACUUGGUAUUUCCACUUCAGCUUCGGAUUGUAGUUACGCAUGUACUGGUGAUUCCAGUCAACCUUGCGGAGGGUACUACAAGAUGAACUCUACUUCCUCUUUGACUUCUACUAGUACUUCCAAAACCACCUCUACAUCUACAAGUACUAUCAAAACCAGCACUACCGCCGCGACUGCCACUGUCACGGAAAGAGAUUCGGCAGCCACCUAUUAUGGGUGUUAUCAAGACUCCUCUUCGAAACGUUUGAUGAAUAGCGCUUCUACCGAAUCGUCCUCGAUGACCCCAAGUGUCUGUCAGACGUUCUGUAGCAGUAAGGGAUACUCUUUAGCCGGUGUCUCGUACGGUAAACAAUGUUUCUGCGGUAACUCGGUUGAUUCAACCAAAAGGCAAUCUUCAGAAACAGGUUGUUCAUACGCUUGUACUGGAGACAAAACUUUGAAAUGUGGUGGAUUCUGGUACCUUAAUAUAUACAGUUCAAGUGGUACCAUCUCAACCACUAGUGCGGUCUCCACUACGACUACAAAGACUACCACCUCAAGCAGCAGCUCCAGCACAAGUUUUACAGCUAGUUCGACGACCUCGGUAGCUGCUGCAAUUGCUUCAUCAACGACUGGAGUGGCUUCACCGCCUUCUGCCACGGGUACCAAACAGCUUUUUGCUCACCACAUGGUCGGAAACACCUAUUCGUAUACCCAAUCUACCUGGGCAGACGAUAUAUCCCAAGCUUCGGCAGCCGGUAUCGAUGGCUUCGCAUUGAACUAUGGCUCCGAUUCUUGGCAACCUAGUAGAAUCGCCGAUGCCUAUGCAGCGGCUAAAGCCAAUGGGAAUUUCAAGAUGUUCUUAUCUAUGGAUGUCUCAUCGUUGGGUUGCUCGUCGACAAGUGAUGCCUCCAAUCUAGUCAAUACGAUCGCUACCUAUGCUAACAACUCUGCUCAAGCCAAAGUUGACAGUAAAAUACUCGUAUCAACUUUCGCAGGAGAAUCGUGUACAUUCGGACAAGGAUCUUAUCAAGCCGCAUGGACCUACUUCGAUUCUCUCCUUAAAGCCAAAUCGAUCGAUGUAUACUUCGUCCCGGCCACUUUCGCCGAUAUCAGUACCUUCUCAUCAAGUAGUUGGAUGGACGGUGAAUUCAAUUGGAACUCCGGCUGGCCAAUGGGCAGUUCCGCUUUGGAUACCUCCUCAGAUACUAGCUACAUGAGUGCCUUGAGUACCCAAGGAUACAUGGCGAGUGUAUCACCGGCGUUUUUCACGUACUACUCACCUUCGAGCUAUAAUAAAAAUUGGAUCUACAGGAGUGAUGAUUGGUUAUUGGCUAGAAGGAUGGAACAGAUUAUUUCGAUGAGAAAUACAUUUGAUUUGGCUGAGAUCAUCUCUUGGAAUGAUUACGGAGAAUCCCAUUAUAUCGGUCCUAUCCGAGCUGAUCAACCCAACUCCCAAGGAUGGACAAACGGUAUGCCCCACACUGCUUGGCUAGAAGUUAUCAAAUACUACGCUCCGGCAUUCAAGACCGGCUCCUACCCAUCCGCCAACGAUCAGCUGGUGUUAUGGUCUCGGCCUCACCCCAAAGCAGCCACUGCCACUUCACCUUCGAUGUCUCGACCUACAGGAUGGAACAACACCGAUGACCUCCUAUACGUCUGGGUAGUUUUGAAAUCUGCAGCCACAGUUAUUGUCACGUCAGGAUCCAACAGCGUCUCUUGGAAUCUCAGUGCGGGAGUCAACAAGGUCUCUGUCAAAUCUGCUGCAGGUUCGAUUGGAGCUAAGAUCGUAAGAAGUGGAUCUACAGUCAAAUCUUACGAUUCAACAGGUUCGUUCACAUAUACAACCUCACCAAGCGAUUACAACUAUAACUACUUUGUCGCUUCUGCUUAA
This is a messenger RNA of Kwoniella mangroviensis CBS 8507, 2184 nucleotides long. RefSeq lists its product as uncharacterized. The record is from RefSeq and is a predicted model, not a curated record. Bases 1 to 2184 code for a protein of 727 amino acids. NCBI's taxonomy places the organism in Eukaryota, Fungi, Basidiomycota, Tremellomycetes, Tremellales, Cryptococcaceae. Gene Ontology annotation, molecular function: glucan endo-1,3-alpha-glucosidase activity. The transcript has 7 exons. Gene Ontology annotation, cellular component: plasma membrane.